AUGAAUUGCUGUGGAUGGAUUUGUGGGCUGAAGAGGGAUACUUCUAAAGCUGAAGUAAACUUGACUGAUCUGUCACAGGAACUUAAUGCGCGAAUAUUUCGUCAUCUGACUGCUACAGAUCUCUGUCAUGUGGCAUUAUGUAAUCGAAUCUUGAGAGAUACGGCUAAUGACGAUGCUCUGUGGCGCCCUCUUUGUCAAAAGAAAGGAUGGGAGCGCUACGGUACAAUCUGCGAUCUUUGCAAAGAGCCUCCGUUUAAACCUUCCUCACAAGAUCAAAAGACGGGCGAAGGGGGCGCUCCCACAUUCCCUGAUGAUGUACUUGUAACCAGUUCAGACUGGCCUGGACUGGUGGAUACAUGUAAAUGGAAGGAAGUUUACAUGAAAGCAAGGCACCUUGAAGAAAACUGGAGAAACCAGCGCUUCUUCGCUGCUAAUUUGCUCUCAACUGGUUUGUCCAGUGUAGCUUAUGAAGGAGAUUGUCUAGCUGCCGGUGCAUCGUAUAGCAGUACUUUGGAGAUCUGGGAUAUGGCCAGGGAAAAGCGUCAACACCUCAUCCAACUAGACAUCAGUGGAUAUCCAGGCGCCUUGCAAAUGGAGGAUGGCAUCAUAGCUGCAGGAUGCAAGGACGGUAAGAUUCGUACUUACUCCGCCCAAACCGGAGAGCAGCUGCAAGUCAUGUCGGGGCAUCGUCUGGCCGUGUCUCGUCUCUUCUUCGAUGGAGACACAAUCGUUAGUGUCGGUCAGUAUGAUAUAGAGUCUGACGAUACGAGUCGUAGUGACAUACGAGUCUGGAGUGCUGUAGACGGUGUCUCUCGCUGUAUCCUAAAGAGUGGCCUCGAAGCGACAAACCUAGUUCACAUCGACUACAAGGACAAGAUCGUAGCUGGUGCGUACAGCGACAACAAAAUUCGUAUAUGGGAUGCACGUAAUGAUGGUUCUUGCAUGCAACAAAUCGUUUGUGAAAUGGAGAAUCUGAUUUCCUGCCAUCUGUGGAAUGGUAUCGUCAUCGGCGCGUCCAAAGGUCGUAUCGUGAAGCAAUGGGAACUGAAAUCUGGGGAAUGCAUCAAGACAUUUGAUGUACCUCUUUUUCGAGGUUUGAUACAACCUUCACAAGAGCAGUCCUACUACGUGUUCAGUGAUGAGUUGCUCGCUGUCGUUACCUUAUUUAGUGGGCUUCCCAUUGUGAAUCUAAAUGGGGAACGACUCUUGACAGUUGAUCUUUCUGACGUGAUACCUGUCUGUUUCAAGGGUAGAAAGCUGCUUACAUGGAGCAUGGGUGCAUACAAACUGUGGAUUAUCGACCCGGUGGAGCGCUUGGAUGGUACAGCACAAAUCAAUUCCAGGACUGCAUCACAAUUUCUGGGGCCAACGCAUUUCCCAUGUGCUUGGAUGAGCGAUAUCAAAAUCAUCUUUGCGCUGCAAAUGCGUGACUCCAUAGUUGACAUGUCCUCCAUUUGGGUCCGUCACUACUGGUGAACGAAUGGAGCCUUCGAUUUGUGAUGAUGAUGAUGAAGAUGUACAUGUUGGUAAUUGUGAUUGCGGCUAUAACAUUUAUUUUAUAUUUGGCUAUUGAAUAACCGCUUGCAUAAUUAGGUAACGCCUAUAGUCAUUUGCGAAAUCAGAUACGCAAAACUGCUCAUUAAAGUUUUAAAACAAGUAUUCAAACUUGAAUAUAGAAAAACAGGCAAUCUUUUGAUUUUCAAACGAGACUUUUCUCCAAAAUUUGGUGGCUGAUUCAAAAUGUGCCUUUGAAAGGUACUCUGAAUAUCCGGGCAGUAUAUUUAAUGCACGUGACUUUAUCUCCGUUCUCUAUUUCUGGUGAAAUUAAGAAUAAUGGCUGUUAUGACACUCAAGAUGAUGUACGUACUCAUUGUAGAAUUCCAUUCAUGUACGUCAUGAUUAGAGAUAUAGGAUUCUUUUAAAAUUGUUGCAACAGUCAUCAUAAAAGUCACACUUGUCUGUGUAAUAGUUGAAUUAAGAAUGAUAUUAUUCAUGAUGCAGAAAAUGACUUAUUGUAUAGUUUUAUUCAUGUACAGCAUAAUUAAACACAAUGUACGCCUUUAGAACAAUUCCAACCGGUGUUAUAAACAAGUCAGUUGGAACCGAGAUCUGCAUUUGAAAAUUUGAAAAAGUGAUGGAUAAUUUCAGUUGCUGUGUUCGCUGUUACAACAUUUUCAACAGUCGUCAUUGAGCUCCAGCCGGUUGAAACCAAAAUCUAGAAUUGUAAAUUUAAAAACAAAAUUAUGAUAGGUGCAUAAGUUUAUACUUGGGAGAUAUUUAGAAAAUGUGUCCAAUUAAUAUACAGUAUACUUCAAGAAGUGGACUUUGUACUCAAAUUGUUUACCGUUUGGUUAUAUUUUACAGGUGUCGAUUGAGCUCUAACUUAUGUGCCCAAUUCGCCCCAUAAACACUUUUAUGUCAAACAAUCUAAAAAACAACUUUGGUCAGGCAAUAAUAUCUCCCACAUUAUGAUGCAUUAUAUGUUGUAAAGUUGACUCUCUUUGAUCUCAUCGAGAGGGCGCCCUUAAUACGGGCCAAUUUUCAUACACAUGCAUGUACUGCAUAAAUUGUUAAUUCUCAUAGCCAGAACUCCUAUAUCUCAAUAAUAUUUUUUGCAAGUUUCACUGAAAAUAAUAUGGAUUCCUGUACAAAACAUAUUUGGUGUGACGACUGUUUACAAGAAUGCGCCGACGAUAAAGAGUUUCAAAAAAAAAUAAUAUGCUCAAGAAUAUUUUAAUUGAUACCACUUGUCCUGGGUCGUAACGGUUUGAAGUGAGUUUGGAUUCAUCAACGGUUUCCCCCAAAUUUACAUUUCUAUCUUCAUUCCUAUCCUACGACAUAAAAGAAUUCAGCAACGAAAGUCAUCGAAUUAAUCUGUUCUUGGCAGACGGUGCGUCACGUAGAAACAACGGAAAAUC
Molecule: messenger RNA, 2918 nt
Organism: Patiria miniata (bat star)
Lineage: Eukaryota; Metazoa; Echinodermata; Asteroidea; Valvatida; Asterinidae
Product: probable E3 ubiquitin ligase complex SCF subunit sconB
Exons: 1
Coding region: 1-1476 (491 amino acids)
Molecular function (GO): protein binding
Source: RefSeq, a predicted model, not a curated record